AUGGAAGAUGAAGUCACUAAACAUAAGGCAAUUAUAUCAAAUAAUGAAGCCUAUGCAAUUAUUAGAGCGAUAUUAUGUUUAUAUUCAGUGAAUAAAACAGAAGAAUUUAAAAAUAGUGCCAAUGAAAAAACAAUGGGACCAGUAUUAAAGAAAGCAUUUGGAUUAUCAGAUGAACAAUAUAAUGAAAUCAGUGAAAAGAUAUUAGAAUAUUCUACAGAAGAAAUUACAAUCUCUGAAUUACAAUUAAGAUAUGCUUGGAAAGAUAAUCAUCCAAUUUAUAAAAGUAAAGCAUUCAAAGAUCCAGAUGGACAUACUAAAUGGCAAAAAAAAGAAUUUCAAGAUAUUAAAAAAUUAUUAAAAGAUCCAUCACUUUUAGAUUUAAAUACAAAAUUACAAUUAAAUGAAAAAAACAAUAAUAAUAAUAAUAACAAUGAAAAUAAUUUAAAACCCUCAAUUCAAGAUGUAUUUAAUAUUACAUUAAAAAAACAUACAAUUGAAAAAUCAAAUGGUGGUAAAGAUAAUAUUCAUAUUGGUUAUAAGAUAUUAGUUAAUGCAUUCCUUCAAUAUAGUUCACAAGAAGUUUAUAGAGAAGAUAGACAACAUCCGAUUAAAUCAUCAUUAUUAAAAUCAAAUGAUUUAUUUAAUCUUGGUUUAUUACCAGAGUUUACAUGGAUUUUAAAUGAAUAUUCAAUACUCUAUGGUAUUAGAGAUUUCUAUAGAUUGCUUGUAAUUUUCGAUGUCCUAACAACUAGAUUCGAUGAUAAUUUAAAUCAAUUAAAUUUAUUAUCAAAUUGUUUUAAAAAAUUACAAUCAAUUAGAAAAUUAAUUCAAAAUAAUGAAACAAUUGAUGGUAGUGGUGGUAGUAAUGGUAUUAAUUUAAAUAAUCAAAAUGAUUUUAUAACUGAAGAUGAAAAUGAUUUAUUUAAUAAAAUUUCAUCAAAUUUAUUUAAUAAUUUAUUAAUUAGAAUUGGUAAUUAUAGAAUUUGUUUUACACCAAAUCAAGUUGAAAAAUUACCACAACGCCAAUCACAACAUUAUCAAAGAUUAAUUAAAUCAAUACCAUUAACAUUUGCAUUAAAUUUAAUGAAAUAUAUUGUUGAUGAAUUAUUCUCUGAUUUAAUUGAUUUUCAAAGUGUACUUAAAAAAGCAAUCAUUGAAGCCAAUGAAAAAGAAUACAUUAGAUCAAUGGAACAUUUAGAAGCAUUAUAUAAUGGUCAAUUAAAUUCAAAUUAUCAACAAAUAUUUUUAUUAUCAAAAGUUAUAAAUGAUAUAAUUGAUAAAUGGUUUGAUUGGGAAAUUUAUUAUUUUGAUUUAUCAUUUUCUGAAUUUUUAAAAUUAAAUAAUAAUCAAAAUAAUAAUAAUAACCAAAAUAAUAAUAAUCAAAAAAUUCAUUUAGAAAUUAUAUUUGAAACAUUUUCAAAUUUUAUAAAUAAAUCAGUUUUAAAUAUUUAUAAACGUUAUUCAAAUGAAGAACAUACAGUUAGAAAUAGUAAAAGUGGUAAAUUGGAAGCUGCACCAUGGAUAACAUGUUUAUUUUCAGAGUUAAUACCAUCUUUGGUCAAAUAUAAUGAGAUUGUAUUUGGUUUGUUUAAAAAGAAACCAAUACCAUUAGAAGGUGAAAUUAGUUUUUUAACAGGUCAGUUCAUUUUAAAUAGAAUUUCAAUUUUAAAUACAAAUAUUAAACAUUUAAUAAAACAUCAAGAAUGGAAACCAAAUGGUAAAGGUGUCUUUCAUAGUUCUUGUCCUAUUGAUUUCUUUGAAUUCUUAACUCAAUGUUAUAGUGGUAUUCAAUCUUUGGAAAUUAAACUAUCAAUUCCAUCCAAUCCAAUGACCAGAUCAUUUGGUACUAAUCUAGGUGACACUUUCUUAUUCUUUGUUAAAGGUAUAAGAGCAGUGAUUUUGGAAGAUUUACCAAUUGAUCAACAAAAAAUCAUUUCAAAUGUAAUUGAUAAUGCAAUCUCAAAUCAAGUUACACCUAAACAGCUAUUCCAAACAUUGGUUGAAAAUGUUAGAUUGCCAAAGUUAUCAAGUUAUAAUAUCACCGAGAGAAUGUGUUUACAAAUUAAUGAUAUUGAACAAUCUCGUGGUUUACUCUUGGAUUUUGAUGAUAAAUAUAAUAAUAUCUUUAGAAAUUCAUUAAAUGAAUUAUUCACAACUUUAAAAGAUCAUUGGAAUUGUCUCUUGACUUAUUAUGUCUACAAAAUGAAUUGCUAUAUUAAACCAAUCAUUCAAAGCAUUUCAUUAUCUUUGAAUGAUAAUUCAACAUCAAACUAUACCAAAGAGUUAUCCAAUUUCAUCGAAAUUAAUCUUUCAUUAUCAAAUAAAAAAUUACAAGCAAAUUUAUUCCCUGUAUUAUUAAAAAGGUUAUUUCAAAGUAUUGUAAAUAAUAUGUUGGAAAUCAUUUUACCACCAAAUAAAAAGAACUAUAAUAAAAUGGUUGUUGAAAAAUCACUAUCAAAUUUUAAAGGUUUAAUGGAUGAAUUAACAAAAGUUUUCCAUGGUGAAGGCGAUAAAACAAGUUCCUAUUUCGAAUUAACUCUUGAUGAUUAUACAAGAAUUAAAAAAGUUAUUGAACUCUACUCUUUCGAACCUCAACAACUCAUUGAAUUUCAUAAAAUACUUUUACGUUCUCAUUCAAAAUCAAUUAUCACCGAAAAUGAAAUUUCAAAUUCAAAUAAUCUUUUAGAUGAAUCUUUUACAAUUAUGAUCUUUAAAAGAAGUGAAAGUAAAGAAAUUGAUAAUUAUUUAAAAAAUUCAAAUAAAUAA
Dictyostelium discoideum AX4 is the source of this 2766-nucleotide messenger RNA. RefSeq lists its product as hypothetical. Bases 1 to 2766 code for a protein of 921 amino acids. Lineage: Eukaryota; Evosea; Eumycetozoa; Dictyosteliales; Dictyosteliaceae. The transcript has a single exon. The record is from RefSeq and is a predicted model, not a curated record.